ACAGCUGGGGCUUUUUAAAGAAGUAAAUUAGGCAAUCAACAUUGCCUCACUUAAUCUAUAAAAGCGGAAGCAACACCACAAAGAUAAAUGAAAAUGCUUGAGCAAAGCUCUUUUUAACCAAGUGAAGGCCGCUUUAUGGAAGCCAUGGCAAUGAGAUGGAUGCUGUUCCUCUUGAGUGGUUUGGCUCUGUGGGCUGGGCCAUGUUUAGGAAGUUCCCCAGGGAAGACGUUUGUCACAGCCUUCCUGUAUAACUUCAAGCAAAGCUUGCGCAAUACUAACCUUGAGGUGCUCCUCACCGGAUAUCAUCCUGAAACCACUGUUACAGUGAUAGCAAAGGGUGUUCAAUUCCAAAGAACUGUUUCUCUCGAUCAAGGACAAACGUUGUCAAUUGAGCUUCCAAACUCUCUCGAGAUGUCAAAGUCUAGCAUCUAUGAUAAGGCCGUCUUGAUCCAAGCCAACAAAGAGAUCUCGGUUUACUCCAGAAACCACAAAGACUACACAAUAGGUACCACGGCUGUCUACCCUGUCCAGCAGUUGGGCACCUUGUAUUACGUGAUUACCCCGGAGGGCAGCAUGGAAGAUACGUUCAAGGAAUUUGCAGUUAUAGCCUAUGAAACCCCAACUAGAGUCACGAUACACCUGAAAGGGAUUGUGACAUUCGAAAAGAAAGUUUAUCCUUCUGGGAGUACAAUAGACAUCAACCUUGAGGCCUUCCAGGUGAUCCAGCUGCAGAGUCACACCGAUUUAUCUGGCACCAAAGUUGAAUCGGAUGCAACAGUGGCUGUCUUGAGUGGCCAUAGCUGUGCUCAGAAGUACACACACUGUGACCACGUUGUAGACCAACUCCUUCCUGUUGCCAGCUGGGGGACCACCUUCAUUGUUCCCUCAUUGGUCUUCCAAAGGCAACCUGACAUAGCGUAUAUAGCUGCUUCCCAAAAUACACUGAUUACCUACCAAUCUCAGUCCGCCCAAAAUUCCCGUCAGAUGGAGGCUGGAGAAGUUAUCCAGUUGAAUAUUCAGCCACUGCAGUCCCUUUACAUCUCAGCAAAUCACGGAAUCCAAGUCCUUUUCUUUUUCACUGGGGCUACAAGAGGAAGCAAAUUAUAUGACCCAUUCCUCAUCAAUAUUCCACCCAUAGCAAGGUACUGCAGAUCAUAUCACUUUGACGCAAUGAGUUCAUUUGAAAAUUAUGCUGUCAUUGUAGCCAAAACCUCAGAAGCUGGAGAAAUCACAUUAGGGAAGACAGCCAUUAGAUAUGUCAAAUGGAGACCAAUCUCGGGCACAGAAUAUUCUUGGGCCCAAUAUAACUUGGGAAGGGGAAACAGCGCCAACACCCUAGAGCAUCCCAGCGCUCCCUUUGGACUUUUCCUCUUUGGAGUUUCACAGCGUGAAGGCUAUGGUUCUGUGGGCCUGUGCUCCUCGGAUACAACCCCAGAUGCUACUGCAGUCCCAUUAUCCUGCCCUGAGAACAGCCACUAUGAGUCUUGUGGAAAUGCUUGCCCAGCUACCUGUUCCAACCGAACAGCUCCAUCAACCUGUGAGAGUACCUGUGCCACCAUCUGCCAGUGCAACGAUGGCUAUGUCAUGAGAGGUGAUAACUGUGUCCCGGUGGAAAGCUGCGACUGUCAAUACAAUGGCAUAGACUAUAAACCAGGGGAGGAGUUCUGGGGAGAUGAAGAUUGCCACACUCACUGCAAGUGUGACCCUCAACAAGGCAACGUUAUGUGCAAAGAAGAGGGAUGCAAGGCCAACACAAAAUGUGUGGUGGUUAAUGGUACCCGGGGAUGCCAUUCUCCCAAAUACCUCACCUGCAUUGGAAGUGGAGACCCUCACUAUACUACCUUUGAUGGUCGGAAAUACGAUUUCAUGGGCACCUGUGUUUAUCAGAUGGCAGGGCUGUGCUCCCAAGACCCAACCCUCACUCCAUUUUUGGUCAGCGUGGAGAAUAACCACCGAGGCAGUAAGGCAGUGUCCUUCACCAAGGUCGUAACUCUGGAGGUCUACAACAUGACCAUCAGCCUGAGCCAAGCACAUCCCCAAAAGAUUCAGGUCAAUGGAGUCUUUGUGGACCUACCCUUCUCUUACGAAAACAAGCUGAAGGUCUACGUCAGUGGGGUCCAUGGCUUCAUCAAGACCGACUUUGAUCUGAGAGUCAGCUUUGAUUGGUACAGCUAUGCCAGGGUCAUUCUUCCCAAGGCUUACGCCAAUGCCAUCUGUGGACUCUGUGGCAACGCCAACCAAGAUCCCAGUGAUGACUUCACCAUGCAGGAUGGAACUCAAGCAAAGGAUGAAAUCCAGUUUGCCAAAAGCUGGACACUGAAAGAGGUCCCAGGGUGCUCCGAAGGCUGUACUACCGAUUGUCCGGUGUGCAAGGAGGCAGAGAAGAACAAAUACAAGGGGAACCAGUUCUGUGGCAUCCUCAUCAAAAAGGAUGGGCCCUUUAGGCAAUGCUAUGGGACCCUAGAUCCGACAUCCUACUUUGAGGAUUGUGUCUUUGACACCUGUGUGUAUAAGGGUCACCAUGAUACUCUGUGCAAAGCCAUCAGCGCCUAUGUGACUGCCUGUCAGACUCAGGGCAUCCAGAUUGGACCAUGGAGAUCAGCCUCCUUCUGCAGCUUUCUCUGUCCAAAAAAUGCCCACUACGAACUCUGCGGAACGGCCUGUCCUGCUACAUGCCACAGCCCCUCUGAUCCCAAAACAUGUGAGGCUGUUUGCAUAGAAGGUUGUUUCUGUGAUUCUGGAUUCAUCCUCAGCGGGGGGGAAUGCGUCCCUCUCUCGGACUGCGGCUGUGUCCAUCAAGGCAGAUACUAUAAGAUGGGAGAAGAAUUCUACCCAAGCACCUCCUGCGAGCAGAUCUGCCAGUGCAGGGACAACGGAGUAGUCGACUGCCAGCAGUUUUCCUGUGGGGCUCAUGAAGUGUGCGGAGUGCAGGAUGGGAUCCAGGGCUGCCACCCUGUCGGAUACGGCAUAGCCACUGCCUUGGGAGGCUUUCACUACCUUUCGUUUGAUGGACUACUUUUUGAGUUCUUUGGUUCUUGCACUUACGUCUUAGCCAAAAUCUGCGACAAGGAUCCUCCGGGUAUGAACUUCUCUGUGUUGGUGAAGAAUGAGAAGCUGGAUGACGGUCCUUUAGUGCAAAUAAAGGGUGUUGUCGUCUCCAUUCAUGGAUAUACUGUUGUCCUGGAAAGGGGAAUGAAAUGGAAGGCAAUGGUAGAGGGCACAUCCUAUACUCUACCACUGAGCAGAGAGGAUGGGAAACUCUGGAUCACCCAGGAGGGAAACAAUAUCCUUGUCCAUUCCUCCUUUGGCAUCAAAGUCCUCUAUGAUACUGCUUCAUUUGUCCGCGUGUCUGUCCCUAGCAAGUACCAGGGGCAGAUGUGCGGUCUGGGUGGCAACUUCAAUGGGAAUAAGAAUGAUGACUUCAUGCUACCCAAUGGGGAAUUUGCGCAAAACUCAGAAGAUUUUGGGGCCUUCUGGAAGGUCCCUGUGGAUGGGGCCAUUUGUUCUGAUGGCUGCAGUGGGAGAUGCCCCACCUGCACUGAAUUCCGGGUGGCACCCUACAAGGCUGAGAGUUCCUGUGGAAUGAUCCUGUCCAAAUCAGGGCCAUUCAGAAGAUGUCACUCCUUGGUGCACCCUGAUGAAUACUUUAAGCACUGCUUAUACACCAUGUGUAUGUACAAUGGGGAGCAAGAAUCCCUCUGUGAUAGCCUCCAAGCCUAUGCAGUUGCAUGCCAAGCAUCUGGAGCGUAUUUCGAAUCUUGGAGAACAACCUCUUCUUGUCCUCUCAGCUGCCCAGCCAACAGUCACUAUGAGUUCUGCACUUCUUUUUGUGACUCCUGCUGUACCAGCUUGUCUGCACCUGUUCAGUGUCCAAAGAAUUGCUUUGAAGGUUGCCAGUGCAAUGACGGCUACAUGUUUGAUGGAGAGAGCUGUGUACCUAUAGACCAAUGUGGGUGUGUGUAUGAUGGAAACUAUCUCAAGGCUGGAGAUAGCAUCUUCUCCAACAACUGUGCAAAGAAAUGUACCUGUAGUAAUGGCUCCAGCCUGAUCACCUGUGAAAAAGCCAGCUGGCAGUCUGUGGCAUCUUGCAAGCUUCAAAAUGGUGCACAGGACAAUGGGUUGAAGGAAGGCCAAUGCAAAGUCACCCCUGAAGCCCAGCUCGUGUCUUUUGAUGGGGCCUCAGGGAAUUUCCUCUGUGGUGGGGUUUAUGAUCUGGCUAUUGUUUGUGACGAAAGUGCUGUAUCCUGGUUCAGGGUAUCGGUGAAGAUUGGGACAGACAGUGAUGACAGACUGGAUGUUGGGGAAGCGGCCUAUAUUUUCUUUCAGGAUACAUUCAUCGCUGUGAAAAAGGACAAUAAAACAUGGGUAAAUGGGCGCUUAGUAAACGUGCCAUACACCAAAGAUGCUGUGACUGUGAAUAAAGAUCAGGAUGGGCUUGUGGUUGAUCUGGCUUCUCAGGUGCAAGUUCACCUCCAUCCUAAAGGAGAGAUAGCAGUGAAAGUCAAGGAGACCCUGGCAGAGAAACUAUGUGCCCCAUGUGGAAACUUUAAUGGAGACAGUUCUGAUGACCUGAAAACACCCAGUGGGGAGUUGGAGAAGACCACUGUGGAGAUCCUUCAUGCCUGGAAGGCCAAGGACUUCUAAAACACAUCAAUUCUCUCUAUAUUGGGCAUUCAUCAAUUUCUGUUAGCUUUGCCAACAAAUCAUUGCUGUUCAAGGACUCCACAUCUGCUUCUUUCUUUAGGCUUAUUCUGGAAAUCUCGUACAACUUCGACCUUUAAAUAAGUGAAUAGAAAAAGAAUGUACUGUAUAUAGAACAAGCAGCUUUCCGAGUGACAUGAUUCCAUCACUGCUUUCCCAGCUCCGUCACUCUGCAUUGCCAAAUACCACGGCAUCAUGUAAGUCACUGUUGAGUGUGUGUUUUUAAAAGGGUAUUGUUGUAAGCCGCCCAGAGACCUUUGGGUAGUGUGGGCGG
Messenger RNA from Pogona vitticeps (central bearded dragon), 4975 nucleotides. Lineage: Eukaryota; Metazoa; Chordata; Lepidosauria; Squamata; Agamidae. The record is from RefSeq and is a predicted model, not a curated record.